This is a messenger RNA of Plasmodium cynomolgi strain B, 1272 nucleotides long. RefSeq names its product VIR-like CYIR protein. Bases 256 to 597 code for a protein of 113 amino acids. Lineage: Eukaryota; Apicomplexa; Aconoidasida; Haemosporida; Plasmodiidae. The record is from RefSeq and is a predicted model, not a curated record. The transcript is spliced from 4 exons.
AUGGCUUAUUUAGAAAUAAAGGAUGAGAUAUACGAUAAAAUUUUAGAGGAUUCACCUUCGUCUAGUAUAUAUAAUGAUCUGAAUAAUGAAGACGUACAAGAAAAUUACAAUGAUAUCUGUAAUAGUUUUAAUUUUGAAGAUAAAAAAUUUGUUGAUAGCAGCAAAGAACUCUGUAAAAAAAUUAUAAAAAAUUUAAAAUAUAUAAAAAAUCAGAAAGAUGGGAAGCAUAAUGAACGUUGUAUGCACUAUCAGUAAAUGUUCAAAAAUAAAUCAGAUUAUCAGCAUGUGUAUGAUGUAGUAAAGAAAUUUUCUGACAUAGAAAGUAAAAUUAAUAAAAAAUACGAUCACUAUGGUUGUUAUUAUUUCCAUCAUAAAGACUUUAAAGAGUUAGAAGAUAAAAUGGAAGAGAAAUAUUUGCAUGAUUAUUUUAAAAAUCAUGUGAGUAUUAAGACAAAAAAGAUAUGUGAAGAAGUUAAGUUAGAAGAAUAUAAAAAAUAUAUGAAUUCUAUUAAAAAUUUUAUUUACAAAAAAUACACGGAAACAGACAAUUGUUGUUUAUAUGGAGACUGUCCUAGCUAUAUUAAUUAUGAUGAUUAGUAUAACUUUGAUAAACUAAUAUCUAAAUUGACAUCUGAUAGUCUCGAAUCAUGCAAUAAUUUAGAAAAAGAAGAUAAUUCUUUGAAAUCUGGAAAUCAAGCUGCUUCCGGUAGCUCCAAUGAAAAUGAUCACCCCCCGUUUUAUUUUAUGAAGUGUAAAUUUGAGGAAGACAGUAUAUAUACAGGGUGUAGUCUCGUUAAAAUUUACCUCGAAGAUACUGGUAAAUCAGUUAACAAUGGAACAAAUGGGAAAAAUCCCGAAAAAAAAAACAUAAGAUGGAAGUUAGAUACAAGAAUAAUACCUUAUAAAUCUAAUAACAGAGAAGAAAAUUUUUAUUAUGUUAUCAAAUACAUCGAUGAGUUACAAAAAAAUAAAAUAAGUAUAAGUAGGAAGGAUUUUGACACUUAAAAACUAAAGGAUGGGGAACAGAAAUCUUAUGAAACGUUUUCAGAAAAGACUGAACCAUUAAAUUUUAAUUCUGAUGAUGGUAGUCCUGAUGAUAUUACAGAAGAUAUAACAUUUCCUGGGAGUACUAUAAAAGAGCUUAAUAAUAAAAAUAAUGUAUUCUAUAUGUUAAACAAUAGUUAUAUUCGCACUGGCGUGUCAAGUGCUUUAGGCUUUGGAAUAUUUAUUCUUUUAUUCGUUUAUUUUAAGGUAAAAAGGAAUUAUAUUUUA